This is a messenger RNA of Soboliphyme baturini, 453 nucleotides long. Lineage: Eukaryota; Metazoa; Nematoda; Enoplea; Dioctophymatida; Soboliphymatidae. The record is from the annotation of a GenBank genome assembly.
AUGGGCUUGGUGCAGAAGAACGACACUCAGUUCCAGGAGGAGAUCGACUUCAUCAUUGACAUAUUCACGUUGGUUUGCGCUCCAUUGACGGUGUUCUUCAAUGCUGUGGUUUUGUACAUCGCCUGUUGCUACAUCGACCUGACGACGCGACUCAACCAACGGUUUGUCAUAAGCAUGAGUGCGGCUGACCUACUGUACGGCAUAGUGUACAUGAGCACCAGACUAUACACGCGCUACUUGCCACGUUGGAUCUGCGGGCCGUACUACGUACUUCUGUGGGCUUGUCAGAUCUCGUCUGUUAUCUUCCUUUUGUUGCUUAACAUCGACAAGUUCAUCAGCAUUCGAUACCCGCUCAAGUACAGCUUGCUGGUCACCGAAAGAUCGGUUCGUACGCAGAAGGCCACCAACCUGGCCUUGUGGAUCUCUGAUAAUGCGACCGGACCGGAAUUGUGA